AUGGUUCGAACACAGCGAGGCAUGCGAUCAGGUCUUGAUCUGUUCACUCUACGUUUCGAUCUCUUACAACCAAGACACAUGCGUAAAUACUACGCUAUACUGUUGGCGGUGGUCAUCCUCUUCGCCGCUGGUAUCGAAGCUGUUUCGACCUCUAAGACUAAGACCACCCUUCUCGUAGCACCACAAUGGGAUCGUUCGCUCACCGCUACCACGAAGGACGCUCCUGUGAAUCAUUUUCUGAGAGAGACAAGCACAUCUGAUGAAGAUAACGAGGAGAGAGCAUUUUCGAUUCCGGCUUUGGCUAAGAAGUUGGGCAACAAGAUAAAGAGACUGGCAAAAUACAACUGGUGGAUUUUUACAGGCAAAAAACCCCAAGACAUCAAAGAUCCUCGCUACCAGGGCUACUGGGAUUUCUACCAUAACAGAAUGACACCGGGAGGCAAAUAUAGUUAA
Phytophthora nicotianae INRA-310 is the source of this 453-nucleotide messenger RNA. RefSeq lists its product as hypothetical. Bases 1 to 453 code for a protein of 150 amino acids. Lineage: Eukaryota; Oomycota; Peronosporomycetes; Peronosporales; Peronosporaceae. The record is from RefSeq and is a predicted model, not a curated record. The transcript has a single exon.